AUGGUCCCAAAGUCUAAGCCCCCGAAUAAGCCGUCAAGCGCGACGCCGAGAGCACGACGCUCUGCCCAGACACCCACUCUGUCCAAGCCGUCCACCAUCACCACGCCUAAGAAGACCAAUCCUCCACAGAAGACGAAACAGGUAAAAGCCCAUCGCAGUCGGAAGCCUGAUGCGGUCGACAAGGUACUCAAACCUGGUAAAGAACCAAAAGAUUUCGUAAAGUUGCACAAGUAUGAGGGCGAGAUGGCCGGCUAUACCAGAUUCAAUCGCGUCGACCAUUUCCGGCAUUUCGCCAUGACGUCUACAGUUCUUCGCCCCUACGUACAGGCUUUCACGGACCGCAAUGACAUACAAGUGCGGCAGAAGAAUGUUCUGGAGUAUAUUCGAGAUCAGAGUGAAGAGAUGAAGACGGAUAAAGAUCCUAUCGAAAUGUAUCCGGUACAGAACGACGGUGUCCAUGCUGUCCAGAGAAUGGCCCUCGCUUGCGUGCAGAUGUAUCGCCAGAUCGAGAGAACGGCGGCAGGAGAGCUUCCUUUCAUCCAAAAGCACGAGGAUGACGCCAUUGCUGCUUUCACCCGUCUUACAGGCCGUAAAGUACAAUCUUUCGAUGCUACCACACUACAGGUUCAGAGCUUCGGGCCUUUCGCCGCCCAUGGAGAAGGGGAUCUAGAGCCCUACAACCGAUGCUUCAAUCUGCUCAUGUACGUGAACUGGGCACUAAGUCCCGCGGUAUGGCCUGUCAGAUUUGGCAAUACAUCUUGGGAUGAGCCCUGCGCAAUCGUCACAAGCCAUGUCCCACAUUGGAUGCGAACACGAGAGGCUGUGAAGAUACAGGCUUGUCCGGCGCCGGAUAGUGCACAUAACGAUUCGAUGGAAGAAAGAAAACCCAACAUCGAGGUACAUGUACAAUGGAAGUCUCAGGCAAAGACCCCCAAACAGCUCGAGUUGAACAGGCACCUGGAGGAGCGCGACAUGAAUUACGAUCUUGUGAAAACGGCUGAUAUACUGGUUAGGCCAGCAGCGGUUGCUGCUGAGGUCCGCGACAUCAUCAGAGCACGGUUCAGCAUGGACACCAUAGACGCCCAGAUCCAUACCUUGCAAGUUCUCUCUUCAGAGACAAACAUCAUGCAAGAGAAGUGGAGCCUCGUUCAAGAAGUGCUCUGGGCACCAGAUGCGGGAAAACCGGUUUUUCAGAUGACUCUACGUCUGAGGGAGGAAGGGGAAGUAUUAUGGGAGAACGAGGAGAUUCCUGGAUUGAGCAAAACGGUGCUCGUCACUGACGGCGAGGACGUGCAUCUAAAAGUGGUACUACAAACGUCUGACGAUGAUGACGACGACGGUUCGCAUAACGCCCUGGUCGACACGAUCAACCGGUGCGCCGGUACGAGCGUUGAUACACUUGACAAGAUGCUUAAGAAACACUUUGGAGGACGCAAAGAAGACUUGCUGAAGUUCUUCACGGUUGAUGGCAAAUCAUACGAUGUCGAAACGCCCGAGGGGAGAUUAGGCUACCAGCGGAAGGUCAUGGAGGAGUUGACCAGCCGCGACCAUGUCCAAUUCAAGGACGACAGCAAGAGUAGGUCUUUCGGGAAAACCCAACUCACACCUGCACAACUGCAGUUGUUCAAUGAUGCAAAGCAAGAUGGCCAGUUGGCUGUCAUGAGCCUCCCGGAUGGAGGUGAGGCCCGACAUUACACGCUCAACGCUGUGCAUACUGGAACGCAAGGCCAAGUCGGGCUGCCCAUCGAACCGAGUGCCAUCGUACUCCAGAUGACAGCAUUCAAAGCUUCAGAUGGCCGACUGAUGUACCGAUCUGCGCUACCAGGGUUAGAAAAAACCAGUUUCUACCCAUACCAGGUCUCUGGAUGUGUGGCGAUGCUCGUCGCGAUGUUCGGAUAUGUUCCUCUCCUUGAAAACGCCACGGACGAGGUCAGAAAGGUGGCGCAGAAGCUCAGAGGCCUCGCUAUUGGCGGUAAAUUCCUCUGCGAUCAGACUGGAAUGGGAAAAUCGAAGUUAUCGCUUCUGACGAUCUACUUUGCGCAAUAUCACAUCACGAGGAACAAAGAUCACCAGCGAAUCUACAAGUAUACCAAGCUGGCCGUACCCUCUGGGGUUAUCAAGCAAUGGGCUGAUGCGAUCAUCGAUGACUUUCCGACCCUUCACCUCAUGAUAUCAUACGAUGAUUCGGGCCUUGGUGAGAGCAAGUAUGCACGACAUUUUAUUAAGUCUACCGCCAUGAAGAAUAUGGAGCACCAAGAGUUGUGGCCCGAACGGCAUCGGUACAUAUUCGACAAGACAGAUCCAAGAACAGGGGCGACUAUAAUUUUAACGACACACGACACGCUGCCUACGCGCACUUUGAAAGGCGAGAAGGUUAUCGUCAAGGAAGGUCGGCGUUACGACCCGGAUGUGCCUGCGACAGAAGAGUUCGAUCCACACGAGAAACACGCGGAUGGUACACCAAAACAUUGGGCCAUACCUCCAGUUGAGCAGACUCAAUUUUUCGGAAACCAGAAGGGCAUGGUAGGUAUAUCAAUGCUGGAUGAAGCUCAUCGCCACAAAGACAAGGAAAGUAUGCGAUGGAAAGCUUUCAAAGAACUCGAAGGUGACUAUGUGGUUGUAAUUGGGGCUACACCGAUGGCGAACGUGGGUGUUGACGCAAUAGCCCAACUCGAACUCCUGUGGCCUGCUGCUCAGAGAGCUUUGAAUAAAGCGACAGAAGAAGAGCAGAAAUGGGUCUUGGAUCGACAAAGGUCGAUGAACAUGUUCAUAGACGGAGAGAAAGAGCUCUUAGACCCGCUUGAUCCUCGACGCAUUGGAUUUCUACAUCCUGCGACUGUCCGCCUCCUACUCGAAAAAGGAACCGUAGUCGACCAAGCACGAUACUUCCAUCUCACCGCAAAUAUACUCUGCCUCUCCCGAUCGAUGUCAAGCAAAAUCCCGAUGGAUUUCGAUGGCAAGGAAGUAUAUGACUGCAAAAACAACAUGAAGCCCGUUUUCAUGCAGACCCUCUCCACCGAGUUUCUACCAGAAGAGAGGUCAGAGCAGCAACUACAACACCGCGACGCGUCUCUGCGCUUUCUCCAAGCGUGUAGAGCCUCUUCCAAUACAAAAACCAAAGGAGGAAAGGAUCGACCUAUAUACCCCGUCGCUAAAAUGAGAGAGUUAAUGCUUACUACCGCAUCUACGAAACUUCGGAUCUUCAACCAGAUCUGCGCGUCUAUCGGUCGAGAUACUUUAGUCGACUCCAUGACAGUAUACAGAGAGAAUGGUUUCGACGGAUGGGCAUUUGUCAGGUUCAUUUGUUUGCGGACUGGAGAGGCCGCACCUGACACCGCCAUCGCCUUCAUGCGCUUCAUGUGUGAGGGCUCGCCCUUGCUCCGCGCGCUCAUCAAGAUCAUAUGCACAAACGAUAUGUUUCUCAAACCGCGCAAACACGGAAAGCUGUUUGUUCUGGACGAUACGCCCCUGGUAGCCAUGUUCCUUCAUUGGGCCCUCAACAUGAUGGGUGUCAAUGCGACGCUCUUCCAUUCGGGCCUAACAAACGAUGAGCGUAACCAUAUGCAAGAAGACUUUAACGACCCACACUCAGAUACAGACGUCAUGAUCAGUUUGUAUGAUGUUGGUGGAUUCGGCCGGAACUUCCAUAACGACUGUUCCAAUGGCGUGUUGAGCAGUUCUGGUAAGAAUCAAUCGGCGGAGACGCAAGGCAUAGGUCGAUUAGUGCGGGCACCACAAAAGAACGCCAUUAAGAUUAUCAAAAUCUUCGUCAAAAACAGCAUAUCCGCGUACAAGGAAUUCAGAAAACGCGACAAAGCAAUCAUAGAGUUGGCUACGAGAGCUAAAGAUCCUGACAUCGAAUCACUGCUUGUGGACGUGCUAAACGACUACCAAGUCACAAUUCGCGAGGCGCAACAGGACCCGAAAAACCAGGAGCUCAUGAAGAAACUAGAAACAAAGGCCAUCAUCGCCUCUCAACAGACUCAACUAUUGGCUGUGACUGUACCAGAUGCGAAUGACUUAGGUACACCUGAGCAAGUGCGCCCGAAGCGGAUCCCUAGACCGGUUGAUCGAUAUUCACCCGCAGACUACGACGACGAUGGACACCUAAAGGUGCUGCCAAACAAUACCCCAUCCAACUCUGGAAGCGAAUAUACAAACGAUUCCGAUGCAGAUCCCGUCUCGUCAGACGGACAAGAGGAUGAUGAUCACGAGGAAGACGAUGAUUUUGCUCUAAGUGAACGUGAGGUUGAUGACGACUUCGAUGGGUCACUGGUUUCUGACGAUGACGAUAUGUCAGAGAAUGAAUCGGAAGCUACAAGAGAAAAGAGGAAAGCGUUGGAAGCAUCAAGAGCUGAGAUGCGAAACGAGAACCAAGAGCACGAGGGCAUUCGACGGCUGAAAUCUUUGCUCGCGUCAGACGGGUCCAAAGUGUACACAAAAAGUGACCUUGAAAAGGCCGCUACCCUGAAGCUCGCAUUGGAACUGGUAUAUUGUGCUCGGUCAGGGAUAGUCUAUGAUCGUCCGACAAGUAUACACGUCGAAUAUUCACACUUGCAUGACAAGCUCCGCAAGGCAGUAGAUGCAAAGAUAAAGAUUGAAGCAGAUGUCCACGCCAGACUAUCCGAUCUGCUGGAUCGUGGCAGAAAGACCGCUCCAGACCAGUCCCAACACCUGUCAGCAUUGGAGCCCACCGCUGCCGUGCGACCUACAGCAACAGACUACGAUACCAUGAGCGACAACCAGUUGAAGGAAAAGCUCAUCCAAGCGUCAUGUGAGUCGGACAUCAGGGAAUGGACUAGAGUACAGAUGCUCAGCUGGAUUGAGGACAAGAACCUCGCAGAAUGUAAGCGCAAGUAUGGAACAAAGUACGCGAACUGGCCCGAACGCUACCUUCGGAUGGAGCUGGGAAGUCGUUCAGAUGAGCGGUCCACAACGGAAGCUAGCAGUGUGGGCGAGGUGACUGCGGCGUUACAGCGUAGUGAUUUCACUUUAGAGUUCUGUAUCCACGACUAG
Molecule: messenger RNA, 5016 nt
Organism: Alternaria atra
Lineage: Eukaryota; Fungi; Ascomycota; Dothideomycetes; Pleosporales; Pleosporaceae
Exons: 4
Coding region: 1-5016 (1671 amino acids)
Molecular function (GO): ATP-dependent chromatin remodeler activity; ATP binding
Source: RefSeq, a predicted model, not a curated record